CCAUAGACAGCGAGGACUCCACACUCAACAUGGCGCCCAAGUUUUGCGUGCUCUACGUGAUGACGUAUGUUCAUGUUUUGACGUUGGCCGUCAGUGUGAACCGGAGCCAAGAGAUACCAGCAGCAGGGCUAGCGUUUUAUCACAGACUGAUCUUCAUCAUGGCAUUGAGAAGCGCUGUGGGCCGUCUCCUGAUAAACCCUCACAGAUGUGCCAUCGUCUCUGCUUCCAGAUCGCAGGGAACUGCAGCGCCUGCCAGACACGAUGCAGAGAAGACUCAGCAGAAGUCUAAAGCACCUAAGGUCCAGUUCAACUGGCGUGACGCGCUGGAUCUGGAGGGCCAGCUGACAGAGGAAGAGAUCAUGAUCAGAGAUUCCUUCCGGACCUACUGCCAAGAGAAACUCAUGCCUCGCAUCCUGAUGGCAAACAGACAUGAAGUGUUCCACAGAGAAAUUAUCUCUGAGAUGGGAGAGCUGGGUAUCCUGGGCCCAACUAUUAAAGGUUACGGCUGUGCUGGGACCAGUUAUGUGGCCUAUGGUUUGAUUGCCAGAGAAAUAGAGAGAGUGGACAGCGGCUACCGCUCAGUUAUGAGCGUGCAGUCGUCACUGGUCAUGCACCCCAUUAACGCCUAUGGCACGGAGGAACAGAAACAGAAAUACCUCCCCAAGCUGGCUCGUGGAGAGAUCUUGGGGUGCUUUGGCUUGACGGAGCCGAACCACGGCAGUGACCCGGCUGGCAUGGAGACCAGAGCCAAAUACAAUCCAUCCAGUCGCACCUACACUCUGAAUGGCUCAAAGAGUUGGAUCACCAACUCCCCUCUGGCAGAUAUCGCUGUAGUCUGGGCCAAAUGUGACGACGGAAAGGUCCGUGGCUUCAUCUUGGAGCGCGGCAUGAAGGGCUUCUCCACACCCAAGAUCGAAGGAAAGUUCUCCCUGAGGGCCUCGGCCACCGGCAUGAUCCUCAUGGACGAGGUGGAGGUCCCUGAGGAGAACUUGCUGCCGAACGUCUCCGGCCUGGGGGGUCCUUUUGGCUGCUUGAACAACGCUCGUUAUGGCAUCGCCUGGGGUUCCCUCGGUGCUGCAGAGUUCUGUUUCCAUGCAGCUCGUCAGUACACACUCGACAGAAUCCAGUUCGGUGUCCCGCUGGCGAGGAAUCAGCUGAUGCAGAAGAAAAUGGCAGACAUGUUGACAGACAUCACCAUCGGCCUUCAGUCCUGUCUGCGGCUGGGCAGACUGAUUGAUGAGAAAAAAGCAGCCCCAGAGAUGAUCUCCAUGCUGAAGAGGAACAACUGCGGUAAAGCUCUGGACAUCGCCAGACAGGCCAGAGACAUGCUUGGAGGGAACGGCAUCUCAGACGAGUACCACAUCAUCCGCCACGCCAUGAACCUGGAGUCUGUCAACACGUACGAAGGUACUCAUGAUAUCCACGCCCUGAUCCUGGGCAGAGCCAUCACAGGGCUGCAGUCUUUCACCGUGGACAAAUAGAUCCAUCUUCUAACUGCUGCUCCCGAUCAACAGGACUCUGUGUUGUAGAAGUUAAACUCACAUCUCAGCUCUGUUAAAUCACAGAUAACCUUUAUGAAUCGUCAUUUGUAUAAGGGAAAUGAUUGUUUUCUCUCAGGUUUGUAGAAAAUCCAUUUGAGUGCUUUAUUUAGAGAGAAAGAAGUAGCAUUUUAAGUUUGCUGCACAACCUGUGGACUGUUGUAAAGUGUAAUUAAUGCAAUUUCAACAUGAAGAGGACUAUUUUUCUACUCCCAGUCACAACUACAUCGGUUAUUACCUGUGUCUUAUUGUAUGGACAUUCAUCGGUAUUCAUUGUAGUGAAGUGUAACAGUGAGGUCAGGAUCUGAAACUCAUUGUGGUUACUGAUGUGUUCAUGGACAGCACUGCAAUUACAAAGCCACAAAUCAUAAACGUCCACAAUGUGUGAUUGCUUGUGAAGCUGUUUUGUUAUAAAUGUGUAAUUGUUCGGUAACCAUGGUGAUCACGUCUAGCACUUUACAGCCUCCAACACUAAAAUGUCUUUUGUUUGCAUGGUUUGCCAGAGAGCAAAGAUGAUUUUCAAAGCUUUGAAUAAAUAAAUUCUUGCAAAAAGG
Messenger RNA from Acanthochromis polyacanthus (spiny chromis), 2092 nucleotides. Its product is annotated as glutaryl-CoA dehydrogenase, mitochondrial-like. The transcript is spliced from 12 exons. The record is from RefSeq and is a predicted model, not a curated record. Bases 30 to 1481 code for a protein of 483 amino acids. Gene Ontology annotation, cellular component: mitochondrial inner membrane. Lineage: Eukaryota; Metazoa; Chordata; Actinopteri; Pomacentridae. Gene Ontology annotation, biological process: fatty-acyl-CoA biosynthetic process; fatty acid beta-oxidation using acyl-CoA dehydrogenase. Gene Ontology annotation, molecular function: fatty-acyl-CoA binding; flavin adenine dinucleotide binding; glutaryl-CoA dehydrogenase activity.